AUGUCCUCCCCGGCACCUGCAACCUACCUUGGUCGGAAACGUACCAAAACGUUCACUGGCUGUUGGACAUGCCGCUCAAGAAGGGUUAAAUGUGAUGAGACAAAGCCACACUGUUCUCCAUGCAAACUGAGGGGUCUUGACUGCCAGGGGUAUGGUGUUCGCCUUCAGUGGCUUCCCUCCGAGACUGUCUUUCCCUCUGAGCCCAGCUUAUCAUGCAUUGACCUGGCCAAUUAUGGUACAAAUUCCAGAUCAUUCAGACGACAGGUUCCAACUUCACCUGUUCAAAGUGUCCUACCAUGGAGCCAAGUUGAGGGUAUUCUCAAACUCAUCGAUUCCGUAGAGCCUGGAUCAUCAUCCUUUUUGGGGGGUGAUCUAUGCAUCAAUGUUGAGAGCUUUGGAGUAUUCGAUUCGAAUACGCUGUCAAAUGUCGGCCAUCAGAGCCGCGUCGGAGACUACCUGGUGCCGGAAGACAUACGUGAAGAAGAGUCUGGCCAGAUCAUCGAGGCAGAAUUUGCAACAUCCACUUCCUCCCCAGGCACGCAAACCUCUGAGAGGCCGCAACUUCUGCCAUCGCCUUCACAUUCUGAGACAGAAGCAGCAUGGGAAUUAUGCAAUCUCCAUGUCCAGCAACAUCUACAGACGGAAUUAGGCCAUGUAGGUCCAGCCGAGGCCACAGAUAAUCCAACCGACCUUCAGAAUGAGGAACCUACGAUUGCAGUGUCAUCACCUCUGUCAUCACCUCGCCGGAGGCUUGGGUACAGUUUCUCCACCGAGCCUUCCCGGACACCGACCUUUUCGAUCUCUGACCGAGAAAGGUUUCUCAUGCACCACUACGUGCAUAGAGUUGUCAACAUAUUCUGUGUCAUUGACAACGCAAAGAGCCCCUGGAAGACGAUCCAUCUGCCCCGAGCUAUCCAAGGAGCCGGCGAGUUGAGUGUGAUGGGCGCAACUUCGAGGAUUCGCAACGCCUUACGGAAUGCGUUGCUCUCCAUCAGUGCCUAUUACUUCUCAAAUGUUCAGACAUCGGGAACAAGGCUUGAAGCAGAGUCGAAAUGGAUUGAAGCAGCAACUCUCUAUCGUUACAAUGCAAUCGGUUUGCUGAAACAGGCCGUGGAAGUUGACCUUCAUGCACCUGGAAGACCAAAGUACAAAGAGUUCCUGGCAACAAUGUUGUCCAUGAUCACAAUCAACGUAGGUGGCAUCCUUGUCUCGUCACAAGCGGCAGACAGAAGAUGUCUACCCGGCGGUUUGCGUAGCAAGCCGCAGAUACGUUUCUCAUCUCUACUUCACCUAUGCUUGUCUUUUUCCCAAGCUUCAACCUACAGUUUCGAUCAUUUCCGUUACCUCUUUAAGCUCUGUUCGAGUUCCAUCAUAUCUUACUGA
Molecule: messenger RNA, 1383 nt
Organism: Colletotrichum orchidophilum
Lineage: Eukaryota; Fungi; Ascomycota; Sordariomycetes; Glomerellales; Glomerellaceae
Exons: 2
Coding region: 1-1383 (460 amino acids)
Biological process (GO): positive regulation of transcription by RNA polymerase II
Cellular component (GO): nucleus
Molecular function (GO): transcription cis-regulatory region binding; DNA-binding transcription factor activity, RNA polymerase II-specific; zinc ion binding
Source: RefSeq, a predicted model, not a curated record